Messenger RNA from Hyla sarda, 1303 nucleotides. It is a transcript of the gene PRXL2B, whose product is annotated as peroxiredoxin like 2B. The record is from RefSeq and is a predicted model, not a curated record. Lineage: Eukaryota; Metazoa; Chordata; Amphibia; Anura; Hylidae. The transcript has 7 exons. Bases 129 to 698 code for a protein of 189 amino acids.
GUUCAUUGAACGGUUAUGAAAGAUACAAUAUAGCGACUUAUGCAACUAGGCCCCGCCUACAUAACCAUAUAAGGCUCCGGAGUCCCUCCCUAUAGCCACACCCUGACGAGCUCCUGCGCUGUGAUUUGAUGAACGGUUUAAGGGCAGGAAAUGUGGCAGUGGAGCUGCAGUCUCUGUGGAGGGACAGCGCCACCAUCCUGUUCUUCCUGAGAAGGUUCGGCUGCCAGAUCUGCCGCUGGACGGCAAAAGAAAUCUCCAAGCUUCAAGAAUCUCUCAGCGCCAACCAGAUCCGUCUGAUCGGGAUCGGACCAGAGAGUGCGGGGCUGCAGGAGUUUGUGGACGGGAAAUAUUUUACAGGGGAACUGUAUCUGGAUGAAUCGAAGCAAAGCUACAAGAUGCUGGGGUUCAAGAGGUACAAUGCUCUUUCUGUUGUUCCUGCAGCUCUUGGGAAGAAAGUCAGAGAUAUUGUCACCUUGGCAAAUGCAGAUGGGGUGCAAGGAAACUUCAGUGGAGAUCUCCUGCAGAGCGGGGGGAUGCUGAUCGUCAGUAAGGGAGGAGAAAAAGUUUUACUGCAUUUUGUACAGGAUUCCCCUGGUGACCACGUUCCUCUGGAUACCAUAGUGAAAACUCUAGGAAUCUCCGCGAAUGUGACUGAAGGACAGCGCCCACAGUGUAAUGAUGAUGUCUGCACUCGAUGAAUGAAGAAUUUGCCGGCCUCCCUGUUCAUUGUCUUCUCUCUCCGCUCCCCAUGAACCUUCGUUGCCUGCGCCAUAACCACAGGGGCGUUUGUAGGAUUAUUAUAGGACCUAAGGGGCUCCCCCGACCUUCCUGUAAUUGAAGCCUAAUCUCUGUGUAAUGAAACAAUAUGCAACUUCUGACACAGAUUUUCAAGAUCUCUGCUUGCUGUCACAUCGUUCUUGACACCCAGAGGCUGAAAACCUUGUCCUGGUCACGUCCAGACGACACAGCUGUAGGACUCGUUCCAUUGUAUCAGGGCAGUGGAUUCAGAUUCAGAUUGGUCUCCAUUUUCUUCAAUGUUAUAAUAAUCUUUAUUGACCUACAACUUAAAGCCUCCUAAUAGUAAUUCACCCCCCCCCCCAAUUUGGGAACCUAGGAUCCUGCAAUAAAGCCCCCUAUUAGUAAUUCACACUCCCCCCUUUAGGAUCUUGCACUAAAGCCCCUUAUAAGUAAUUAACCCCCCUUUCUGAUCAGGAGUUAAAGCUUCCUAUUAGUAAUUAACCCCUGCCCGUUUGGGAUUCUGCACUAAAGCCCCCUAUUAGUAAUUCACUCCCCCCCCCCCCCC